CCUUUUACAUUUCUGGAUAAAACAUCGAUCAACCAUCGACUUUGUUCUGCUUCUGUAAUGUGUAAUUUGUGUGUGUGUGGGCUGCUGGAAGAAGAUCGCCGUAGCUAUAGCUGUGCGGGGUUGCUAUGGAGAGCCUGCGCCUGUCGGGCCGGGCAGGGUAGGCCAGAGCUGCGCCUGCGCGUCUAAGUUGAACCUCAAACCGGGGGAGAGAGCACCGACAGCGGAUUACUCAGAGAACACGAAUACUCCCCGGCACCAUUGGCACAAAUUAUUUCAAGAUUAAAUCAGCUGAUGGCUUCCAACAUGAUUCAAGCAGUGUUUAGCUCACUCUAAAACAGCUUUAAGUGGAUACAACGGCAGAAUCAUAUCCUAAAACUGGACGAUUGUAAGGACUAGACGCUAUGCCUCCAAGGCCCUCUUCCGGAGAACUAUGGGGCAUCCACUUGAUGCCCCCGAGGAUUUUGGUGGAUUGCUUGCUUCCAAACGGCAUACUCCUGACCCUGGAGUGCCUCCGUGAGGCCACACUUGUCACUAUUAAACAUGAACUAUUUAGGGAGGCCCGCAAGUACCCGCUUUAUCAACUGUUGCAGGAAGAGGCCUCUUACAUUUUUGUCAGUGUAACGCAAGAGGCAGAGCGGGAAGAGUUUUACGAUGAAACCAGAAGACUUUGUGAUCUUAGGCUUUUCCAGCCUUUCCUAAAGGUCAUAGAACCUGUUGGCAACAGGGAGGAGAAAAUUCUUAACCGAGAGAUUGGUUUCGCAAUCGGCAUGCCUGUGUGCGAGUUUGAUCUAGUGAAAGAUCCUGAAGUGCAGGACUUCAGACGAAAUAUACUUAAUGUUUGCAAAGACUCAGUAGAACUCCGAGAUUGCAAUGGACCUCAUAGUCGAGCGUUGUAUGUUUACCCUCCCAAUGUGGAAUCAUCACCAGAGCUUCCAAAGCACAUCUUCGGCAAAUUAGACAAAGGUCAGAUCAUUGUGGUCAUCUGGGUGAUUGUUUCACCUAACAAUGACAAGCAGAAGUACACAUUAAAGAUCAACCACGACUGCGUGCCUGAGCAGGUGAUAGCAGAAGCCAUAAGGAAAAAGACACGUAGCAUGCUGCUAUCUCCUGAACAGCUGAAGAUGUGCGUGCAGGAGUACCAGGGCAAGUACAUUCUUAAAGUAUGCGGCUGUGACGAAUACCUGCUGGAAAAGUACCCCAUUAGUCAAUAUAAGUAUGUGAGGAGUUGCAUUAUGCUGGGCCGAAUGCCAAACCUAAUGCUGAUGUCUAAGGAUAGUUUAUACUCACAACUGCCCGUUGACACCUUUACCAUGCCGUCAUACUCUCGGCGGAUAUCCACAGCCACGCCGUACAUGAACGGAGAAGCCUCCAGCAAAUCUCUGUGGGCCAUCAACAGCAACCUGAGGAUACACGUUCUUUGUGCAACCUACGUUAAUGUAAACAUCCGGGAUAUUGACAAGAUUUAUGUAAGAACAGGAAUCUACCAUGGUGGAGAGCAGUUGUGUGACAACGUCAACACACAACGUGUGCCAUGCUCAAACCCAAGGUGGAACGAGUGGCUCAUGUAUGACAUGUACAUUCAUGACAUUCCCCGGGCUGCUCGUCUUUGUCUGUCCAUUUGUUCUGUAAAGGGAAGAAAGGGAGCAAAAGAGGAACACUGUCCACUGGCUUGGGGAAAUGUAAACCUGUUUGACUACACACAUACACUCGUGUCUGGUAAGAUGGCACUGAAUCUGUGGCCAGUGCCACACGGCCUAGAAGAUCUACUUAACCCCAUUGGAGUCACAGGCUCCAACCCCAACAAGGAAACCCCAUGUCUCGAGCUGGAGUUUGACUACCUCGGCGGUCCUGUGAAGUUUCCUGACAUGGCUACAAUAGAGGAUCAUGCUAAUAAGAUGAUACCCAGAGACAUGGGAUACAAUUACUGUCAGUCUGGACAGAGUAGCAGACUGGCACGAGACCACAUCAUGGACGGUGACAUCGAUCAGCUUCGACAAGUAGCAAACAGAGACCCACUUUCAGAGAUCACAGAGCAAGAAAAGGACUUUCUGUGGAGGCACAGGCAUUACUGUGUCAACAUACCAGAGAUCCUUCCUAAAAUUCUACUUGCUGUAAAGUGGAACUCCAGAGAGGAAGUUGCACAAAUGUAUUGCUUGCUUAAAGACUGGCCUCCUAUAAAACCAGAACAAGCUAUGGAGUUGCUUGACUGCAACUAUCCAGAUCCUAUGAUCAGAGACUUUGCAGUUCGGUGCCUUGAGAAGUAUCUGACUGAUGAUAAACUCUCCCAGUACCUUAUUCAGUUGGUCCAGGUUUUAAAGUAUGAGCAGUAUCUGGAUAAUCCAUUAGUACGAUUUCUUCUGAAGAGGGCACUAAUCAACCAGAGAAUUGGACAUUUCUUUUUCUGGCAUUUGAAGUCUGAGAUGCACAACAAGACCGUUAGCCAGCGCUUCGGCCUGCUGUUGGAGUCGUACUGUCGUGCCUGUGGCAUGUACCUGAAGCAUCUGGGUAGGCAGGUGGAAGCCAUGGAGAAACUCAUCAACCUCACAGACAUCCUUAAGCAGGAGAAGAAAGAUGAGACACAAAAGGUGCAGAUGAAGUUCCUGGUGGAGCAAAUGAAGAGGCCAGACUACAUGGAUGCCCUUCAAAAUUUCACCUCUCCACUAAACCCAGCCCACCAACUGGGCAACCUGCGGCUUGAAGAAUGCAGAAUUAUGUCAUCAGCCAAAAGGCCAUUAUGGCUGAACUGGGAAAACCCUGAUAUAAUGUCAGAGCUUCUCUUCCAAAACAAUGAGAUCAUCUUCAAGAAUGGGGAUGAUUUAAGGCAGGACAUGCUGACGCUUCAGAUUAUUAAAAUAAUGGAGAACAUCUGGCAAAACCAGGGCUUAGAUCUAAGAAUGCUUCCCUAUGGUUGCUUGUCAAUUGGCGACUGUGUGGGCCUAAUCGAAGUCGUGAGAAGCUCUCACACCAUAAUGCAAAUCCAGUGUAAAGGAGGUCUCAAAGGAGCUCUGCAGUUCAACAGUUCCACCCUGCACCAGUGGCUGAAGGACAAAAACAAGGGCGAGAUGUAUGAUCUGGCUAUUGAUUUGUUUACACGCUCCUGUGCUGGCUAUUGUGUGGCCACUUUCAUUCUGGGCAUCGGUGACCGACACAACAGUAACAUCAUGGUGAAGGAUGAUGGACAGCUGUUUCACAUAGACUUUGGCCACUUCUUGGACCACAAGAAGAAGAAGUUUGGUUACAAGCGUGAGCGAGUGCCGUUCGUCUUAACCCAGGACUUUUUAAUCGUAAUCAGCAAAGGAGGAACCCAAGAAUGCACUAAAACAAGGGAGUUUGAGAGGUUCCAGGAGAUGUGCUACAAGGCAUACUUGGCCAUCCGGCAACAUGCCAACCUCUUUAUCAACCUGUUCUCCAUGAUGCUGGGCUCCGGUAUGCCUGAGCUACAGUCGUUUGAUGACAUCGCCUACAUCCGCAAGACUUUGGCGCUGGACAAAACUGAGCAGGAGGCCCUGGACUACUUCAUGAAGCAGAUGAAUGACGCUCAUCAUGGCGGAUGGACCACCAAGAUGGACUGGAUCUUCCACACCAUCCGACACCACGCCCAGAACUGAUCCACCAGGGUAUGGUUCAGCUAUUGAAUCCUUUGCCUGGGACUUACUGGCUUGUCUGUGCCAGCAGAAACAAUGGCAGCCAGACCUCAAAAAUGGGGCGAUGCCCCAACAGAGCACUAAACAAUCUAGAAUUUUCUUUCUGUCAAUCCCCUUUUUGGCAUCUAUACAGAAGAAUUGUAAACCUAGUCCAGAAUGGUGGUACAUGGUUGCCCAUAGUUUUGUACUGAUGUUUUUUUGGGUAUGUUUUUGCUGCUUUUUUCCUCAAGAGACCAUGAUUUAUUUUACUUUUUUUUUAAUUCAAGAACACUUUGUGUCAAUGGGAAGCAUUACUUACUCUGCAAACACUUUAUUCGGAUUACUCACGUCUUCCUCUGAUUCCAAACGCCUUCAAAUAUGCAUGGAACCUCUGAGAAACUGGUAGACUAAACAGGGUAAGAAUUUCGUCGAGGCUGUGUGUUUUUGCUUCGAAAGGAACACCUGACAUAAGGUGGCUGUAGCAUAUGAAGCAGAUGUAGUUGAUGUCUCCCAUGAUCCUACAUAUACACAUUUACGCUCUUCAAAACUAUUACUCUUUAUACACUACAAAGGUUUCCUGCUUCUCUAUCUCCCACAUCUGAGAUAAAUUAUGAGAUAAAAUGAUAUUGGCAAUGUAGAGGAUUUUUUUUUUUUACUUAUAUUUAAGUCAUUGGACACAAUCAUAUAAGGUGUUGUGCAUUAGAUUCAUUGCUACCUUAUUAAACAGCUAAUAGGAAGGUGCAAUAGUAAGGACCAGCACAGAGGACGGGUGGUUAAGAUAAACUGGCACCAGAAACAAGCUGUGUGGAUCAUGUUGUGGCUGAACGCACAAUCAUUUUUCAUGUGUAUUUAAUACUAGGGCUGUCACGGUAACGCCAACACAAUAAAACUGUUGGUUAUAAGAAGUUAAAAUGUUUCUCAUUACCAUCAGUGUGUUUUUUUUUUUUUUACUCAUUUAAUUGUGGUACACAAUAAGUGUGGAACAAUAUUGUAAAAUACUAACGACUCGACACUCGUUUUCAGCUGUUUCAGACAGGCUGUAAAAAAAGAUGCCGUAUUAAAUUGCGGGAUUUAUUAUGUUAGCAAGGAAGAAUGAAAAUGGAGAGUAUAACGAUUUAACAUAGCUCUUCAUGGCUGACAUACAUUUUAGAAGCUACGUUUAGAAGCUAUUUUGUCUUGCUUACCUUGUCUUACAUUUAAUGGCCCUGUCGACUGGUUUUUGUUUUUCAAAAUUUACUGCAAAAUAUACAAAGACUGUAAGCUGUUAGCGACAUCUGGCUGAUGUUUAUACUUUAGGUCAUGUUUGGUUACCAAAAUGAGAAUACCUUGUGUAUUGAGCCAUUGAGGGUUUUGAUUAAUGAGCACCAUCUGAAAGUAGAUAGUGUUUUUAUCUGGUUCAAGUCUGCGUGUGUUAAUGAGAUGCAGAUAAACCUGGACAGAAAUCAGUAAAAUCUGUCUUCAUAUGUGCUGAUUGGUUAGGACUGUAAGAAUCGGAUAGUGCACAUCCUGAACAAUUUACCAACCGAUUAAAACCAAGAGAUGAGGUUUUAUGUAAACAUGAAUAAACUAUUUUCUAUAAUUAUGAUGAGCCACUGUAGACGCUAGCAGUAAUUGUACAACAAAUGGGUCAACAAAUGGGUCAAAAUAUGGGUGGGGGAAAUGACACCCCCAUAUCCAGGGCAUUUAAAGGCACUAUGUGGUUACUAUGAUUAUAAAAAAGCGACACCCUGACAGCCCUACUGCCUGCCACAGCGAUGGCUAUCUUGAUAUCUUCAAAACAGGACGGAGAAUAAACACUUUGGUGUAGAUGCUCUAAGCCAGAGGGUUCUAAAAUACUUUUUUUUUUUUUUUUACACUGAACACAACCAAGCAGGUUUUUUUUUUAGCUAAUGACUUUGUAUCCCUGUAAAAACACUGGUGCUAACAGAUUUCUCUGCAUAGAAAGCAUUUAGACAAAAUGGAUGUUAGAUGGCGAAAAGCUUUGGAAGAUUUAUGUAUGUAUACACACAAUCACACACAAUCACACACAAACGUGUCAUGAACAUGCCUUCGAUACUCUCAAGCUCUCCUCAUUAUCAGUUUGGUGCAAUGAUUUGUCAGUGGUGAGGUUGCCUGUGUACUGUGUGAUGCUGAAUCAUGUGGGGUAUAAGGUUUUUAAAAAAGAUAGGAAAAACAUCAGAUGGGGUGCAAUGAUGGUAUGAUGCAAGUUAUUAUUAUAUUUAUUUUCUAUAUACAGGGUAAUGCUCUGCAAAUGAAAUAUAAACAGGCAGAUGAUUUCAACAAAGUGAACGACACACAUGGACACAAGGAGAGCUGCUGUUGGUGUUUAAAGUAAUCAACCUGAACUGGCACAGUUUUUAUGCUGGAUGCCCUUCCUAAUGCAACCCUCCUUAUUUGGGACCGGUGCCGAGAGUGCACUGAAAAGUGUACCGCCUUACUAGCUAGGCAGUUUGACCCCCUGGAAGUAUCCAAUCAUAUCUGUGUAGACGCCUGACAGGCUGAUCGCACUGCUAAGAUUAAAACCCUGGAUCUCAGCAGACAAAGGCUGGUGUGUUUUACCAGCCUGAGCAUCCUUAAAAAUAUAAAGAUUAACCAGGGUAAAACAAUGAAAAUGACCACAAUUCAUAAAUGUUCCACUUAGAAGCUUGUGAUUUUAAUAUCUACAACCUAGGAGUUCACUGAAGUCCUGCAUCUGCUUUAGGAGAUCAGCAAAAUAAUUUAACAAGGAACUUGACUACCUCAAGUAUAUUAAAAGAAACAGUGAGAAGCCGGCUAGCAACAUGUUUAAUAGUUCAAUCUAGAGUCUAAAAGCAUGUAGAAGUCUAUAUUGUAUUCUGCAAUUUGUGCAUCAUUACACCCCUGAUGUUAAAAUCACAUAUACAGUUUUAAGAUCAAAUUAACAACAAAUCAUGUUCGUCAUGAAUACGUUAUUUAUGCUGUUGAGGUCCAAUCAUUAAAUGCCAAAUAAAUUGGUCUUAAAAAUUCUCUAUACAGCCACAGCAUUCAGCCUUGUGUUUGAACCACACCAACUUGUCACUACCUGGGUGCGAUCUGUUAAUCCAACCUCCUUUAUGUGCUCGUGAAGAAAACAUGUUGUUUUUGCAUUACAUUUAAGCUGUGAACAUGUACAGAUUACAAAUAAGGUGCAAUUAUAUGAAUUAAAAAGAUGUACAGCUACUGGUGGAAAAACUUCUUUAAGUUGAGAUUUUAAACUAGACUUGUCUAUCUCUGUUAAGCAGAUAUUACUGUCUGCUAUUGUUUAUUCAAGCCAAAGUUUUAUGUUCAUGGAAGAGUUCUCAGAAGUCGAGAUUUUCCACCUGCGUAACCACCUGAAGCAUUAUGGGUGCCGGUCCUUGUUUAGACGGCUCAAUAUCUUAAUGAAGAUACAGUCAGCUCUUCUGAAAGGAUCGAUCUGUCUAUCUGAAGGAGACUUUUGUGCUCUUAAAAAUUGUGUUUACGUGAAGGCUCUAUCAAAUCUAAUGAGGCGAUAAACCAUCUGUAUUCUGUAAACAUGAUGUACAGGUCUGUUGGAGAACGUUGCCCUGAUGUAUUACUGCAAAGAAAACGAAGGCAUUUUUUGUUCAUCUCCAGUCUAAUUUAUAGAAGUGUCACACCGUGGUAUUCCAGAUUUCUUAUGCAUUCACAUGCUGAACUCAAGGUUUCAGAUUUUUUACGUUAUGUUGUUAUAUGCAGUAAACAGAUGAAAAUAUAUAGUCAGACAGAACAUGAUGUAUGCAGGUGGCUUUUGCACUUUGUCAUUUUCUUUGCCCCUUCUUUACAUGCCUUUAGUCCUAAAGGCCAUUGUAUAUCUAUUGCAUGUCUUUAUACACAGCAUUACAUUUGUACACCUCUACUGCUUGAAACAGAUCUCUAGGUAAGCAGUUAGUCCUUAAAGCAGCCUUACGUUUGCCCAAAAGCCAUUUAGUGCAUGUUUUUGUUCUUUUGUGUGUUUUGUCUGUACAGGUUACAGAUCUUUUUUUUGGGCUGGACCCGGUAAAAAAAAGCCCAUUUAAAAUGUUUAGGCCUAUGUAAUUAUGGAAAAAUGCUUUGUAUUUUCCUUCUUUUUCACCAACCAAGAAAACUAUUGAGAUGCUGGACUGUUGGUGUCUUUUAUAUGAGUUAUAUGAAAAAAACUAAAACAAACCUUUUAUUACUUUUGGUUAAAUGUACUUGAAUAUCAUCGCUCUGAACCAUCGCCGUCUGUGUCCAGAUCAAAUCUGUUCUAGUGGUGUAGCACUGAAGGUUCACUUACAUAGGCAAUGUCAUACCGAUUGUGAAUGUUAAAUAGUUGGGUCGGAAGAAGAGAAAGUAGGGUUCUUUAAAUUUAGGGAAAAGUAAACCUAUGUGGAAUGUGGCAACAGCGGGGAGACACACGUAUAAACUUUUACUCAAAGGAAGGUCAAAAACUGUCUGCCAUUCUAAAAAUGUUUCUAUAUCAUUCAUAGUUUACAUGUUAAAUAUUUUUUUUUCAUGUAUUAUUUUUAACACUACUUACUGGGCCAAAUAAUGAUGUUGCUUACACCCAUCCUGCAUGAGAUUUAAGUUAAAGCCCUCAUUUUUGUUGUUCAUUUUAUGUAGAUAUAAAUGGUUUGGCCUAAGACUGCACUCUGAAGUAACCAUCUUGACUCUUAACAGUGACAUAACCUCAUUUUCAUUCUCAUUCAUUUACCAUUUUGUUGUGCACCUCAGUUUAAAGGUUGCGUUGUACUCUGUCUAUCUCCAAUAUUGAGUGUUAUUGACUAUGUACAAAUAAACACAUUUCAAAAAUG
Molecule: messenger RNA, 8392 nt
Organism: Trichomycterus rosablanca
Lineage: Eukaryota; Metazoa; Chordata; Actinopteri; Siluriformes; Trichomycteridae
Gene: pik3ca
Product: phosphatidylinositol-4,5-bisphosphate 3-kinase, catalytic subunit alpha
Exons: 21
Coding region: 402-3608 (1068 amino acids)
Biological process (GO): cell migration; phosphatidylinositol 3-kinase/protein kinase B signal transduction; phosphatidylinositol-mediated signaling
Cellular component (GO): plasma membrane; cytoplasm; phosphatidylinositol 3-kinase complex, class IB
Molecular function (GO): 1-phosphatidylinositol-3-kinase activity; 1-phosphatidylinositol-4-phosphate 3-kinase activity
Source: RefSeq, a predicted model, not a curated record